This is a messenger RNA of Corythoichthys intestinalis (scribbled pipefish), 2878 nucleotides long. RefSeq names its product 7SK snRNA methylphosphate capping enzyme-like. The record is from RefSeq and is a predicted model, not a curated record. The transcript has 8 exons. Bases 413 to 2074 code for a protein of 553 amino acids. NCBI's taxonomy places the organism in Eukaryota, Metazoa, Chordata, Actinopteri, Syngnathiformes, Syngnathidae. Gene Ontology annotation, biological process: snRNA modification. Gene Ontology annotation, molecular function: RNA methyltransferase activity; snRNA binding; O-methyltransferase activity.
UCAACCACGUUAGUCUGUCGCCCUGCCCCCACUAGUGUAAAUUAAUACAGGGCCGUUUUGCGACUACGUCAGACGAAACCACACAGCUCAACCGGGCUAAUAUUAGCUAUGUCGUCUGCUCGGGACACAAUUUACACGCAAGUUGAGUCCAAGCCAACUGUAUUAUGUUUAUUUUCCUCGGAAGACUCGCGUUAGCGCUGUGCUAACCGCUUCCCAUAGCUAGCUAAUGAGAAGCUAACCGUCCGCAAAACUCGGUCCGCUAUUGGCGCAUUCUGCUUCCGGUGGGCGGGACUGCAAAAACGGCACUUCCAACUUUUCUAUUUCUGCUUGUCGCACAAUUGGAGUGGAGGCGAGGGUCGUUUGGCAAUAACACGCUGGAGAAGACACAAGUCCUUCCACCAAGAGCUGGAAGAUGAUGUCACUAGACAAAUCAGAAAAGGUCUCCCUUGGGCGACAACCCCGAGCCCCGAGCAACGGCCAGAGUGCCCUGGCGGUGCCCCCUCAGCGCAUCCCGAGGAAGCGUUACUCUGUGGGCGUCGCUUUCAAACGUCCGGCUAAGCGUCGUCGGCGUGUCCAGAGUGACACUCAAGUGGAGCACCUGCUCCCCACUCACUUCCUCUUAGGCGGAAACAUCUUCGACCCGCUUAACCUCAACUCUUUGUUGGACGAAGACGUCAACAGGGCGACCAAUCAGACGACUCCAAAGUGUUCGCCCCUGCCGUCCCGGAGCAGGGACCCCGUCGACAUCUUGGUUCCCCGAGAUAUCACGGACCCUUUGAACCUGAAGGGAGAGGGAAAACCAGGCGAGGAGUCGGAUGGCGUCCUGUUGUCCCCACUCAAGUCCAGGAGGAGACACAGGAACCAUCACGGUGGCGAUAAGGACGCGGUGACCCGUCCAGUAUUUCUCUCUACAGAUGGACUGACUGUUCCAGCGUUGUCCACAGAGGGCAGCGCUGCAGCGUCUCCUCUCCCCUGCGAACUCAACACGGCCAUCACCUGCCGAGAAGACCUCGCCCUCCCCCCGAUCCUUCCCAGGAGACACUCGCACCCUCCUCCGAGCACCGCGCGCAAAACCGGCGAGCGACGGCAAAGGGGUCGACGGCGCACCACCUCGCUACGGUUGACGCGCGACGUCCCCGACGAGGCUGAGGCGCCCCGCUUCCGCACACCGCGAGCCGAACCGGGAACGGAAAAGUGUCCGCGCAAGCCUCCCCGGGAGAAGGACAAACACCGCUACCAGUACGGCAACUUUUGCCGCUACUACGGCUACCGCGGUUCCUACGGGAACGGUUGGGAAGGCCGCGUCGGGCCCGCGGAGGAUGCGCGCUUCCGCUUGUUGAGGGACGAUUGGUUCCGGGAGAAGAAGGUCCUGGAUGUGGGCUGCGGCGCCGGUCACCUGGCGCUCGCCGUCGCCCGCGCCUUCAACCCCGUGCAUGUUCUUGGGGUGGAGCUUGACGAGCGACUGGUACAUGCCGCCAAGCAGAACAUCCGGCACUUUCUUUCACACGACUUGGCAGAAAAGGAGAGGAGGUGCCGCUCUUCCCCGACUUCAGAGGGAGUGGAAAAGAAGGACGACGUGCGCCUCCUGGCUUUCCCGCUGUCACUACGAGUGAGUCGCGGUCCUCUCGCCGCUCCCCCUCUGGUCCUGGCCCCUCCACCCACGUGCAGGUUUCCUAACAACGUCACCUUCAUCCAGGGGGACUACGUAUCCGACCGAGAACCGUGGCCUGGGCAGGGUCGCUAUGACGUCAUUCUGUGUCUGGGCGUGACCAAGUGGGUACACCUGCACGCCGGAGAUGAAGGCGUGACCCGUCUCUUCAGAAGAGCCUUCCGGAGCUUGUCGCCGGGCGGAUUGUUCAUCCUGGAACCCCAGUCGUGGCGACGCUACGGUCGCAGCAAGAAAGCUUCGGCGACCACGUACCCUCGCUACAAGAGUUUACAAGUGAAACCGGAGCACUUCACCUCCUUCUUGACGGACAACGUCGGCUUCAGUUCUUACAGACGUCUCACGCGUACUGGUGAGAAGCGGCCUAUCUAUCUGUUCCACAAGAACUCGUCCCCUAAGACCACAUGAACUCGCAAUCGCGAACAGGAUAUGAAAGUUCUCUCCUCAAGGACUAUGGAGAGUUUGUCACGUUAGACGGCAUGGCUUCCCUGUUACAUGUCAGAAGAAUUUUCAAAGUCACGCGACUGUCCGUCCGUUUCCGGAAGCCCGCGUCCACACGACGCCAGCGGGGGUGCUGGAGUGCUCUCCUAGAUGGUCUUUGUGUUAGACAUCUGAAGUCAAGGUGACAGGACAUUUAGUUUUCUAUGUCAAAUUUGAAAUUUUCAGCUUCUCACUAUGUGUCUUAUAGGAUUUUUGUAACAAAAUUGUUUUCAUACAAAAGAGUAAAGACCAAAAGUUUGGUUAUUAUUCGUUCAAUGAACGCUUACAAACGUGAAUCAUGUGAAUUACAUUUGACUGUUACAUAUAGAACCCCUAGCAUAAAGUAUGGAAUCACCAGUCAUUCAGACAUUUUAUCAUGUAGAACAAACCCUGAUAAAAAGCUUGAAAAAAAAUAAUGAAUUUGUUUAAAAGUGCAACUCUUUAGCAUUCAGAAACACUAAAAGAAAUGAAUAAAAACCAUUGUGGUGGUCAGUAAAUGUUACUUUAUAGAGCAAGUGCAGGGAAAUAUAUAUGGAAUCUGGAAUCAUGAGAAACAAACAAAGAAAUAAUCAAACCCACAUCUCUCGUAUUUAGUAGUACCACCUCUGGCUUAUAUGACAGCUUGCAGACUCUGAGGCAUGGACUUGAUGAGUAUUCUUCAUCAAUUUGGUGCCAUCUCUCUUUGAUUGCAGUGACCAGAUCAUCCUUGCAUGUCGACCAUUUUUUUCAAUU